Armigeres subalbatus is the source of this 1295-nucleotide messenger RNA. RefSeq names its product DNA repair protein complementing XP-A cells homolog (gene Xpac). Gene Ontology annotation, biological process: base-excision repair; nucleotide-excision repair involved in interstrand cross-link repair; UV-damage excision repair. NCBI's taxonomy places the organism in Eukaryota, Metazoa, Arthropoda, Insecta, Diptera, Culicidae. The transcript has a single exon. Bases 338 to 1177 code for a protein of 279 amino acids. Gene Ontology annotation, cellular component: nucleotide-excision repair factor 1 complex. The record is from RefSeq and is a predicted model, not a curated record. Gene Ontology annotation, molecular function: damaged DNA binding.
CAGAAUUUACUCGAGUUUUAUUUCGUUCAAAACAAUAGAAGAUGACGUCAUCAGCUACAAAAAAUACUAUUUCAUCGACAUCAUAACAGUUUGACAUUUGAAUUGGCCUCGGAAGAUUAUUUUUACGUUUUCCAGUAUAAAACAUGUGCAGCUUAUAACUGCUACUGAAGAUGCAUUUCUUGUUUUAUAUCUUUGACAGUUAUAAAAAGUAAAACUCGGGAAAUAAAUAUAACUAUAACUGUAACAUUACUAAAGAUGCCCUAACUUUACAUCGUGUGCCAGAUCAUGAAAUUUUGUUGUAUAUAUAUUUUUUAAUUAGCAUCCCAUACGCAUAAAAAUGGAUGGUGUCAGUUCCACUAAAUUAUCCGACGCAGAUCGUCGUCGCAUUGAAGAGAAUCGGCAGCGUGCAUUAAAUCUCCGUCAAGCGCGCCUUACAGCCCAUCCUUAUGGAGCUGCUAGCGGUGACAAAAAACGACCUCAGGAAACGGCUAUUGCCGUUGGCAACGUUAUAAAGGUCUCCGGCACGAAGUACAUUGACAGUGGUGGCGGCUUCUUGAUCGAACAACGAACCUGCGUGGAUCCUAGCGAGCAGCAAGAACAGUCCGUAGAUGAAAAGGAAGUAGAGAAGGAUUCCGUUCCGGUGCCGAUUGAGUUCGAUGAAUGUUUGGACUGUGGGGAUCGGUUUGCGGAUUCGUAUCUGCUGGCUACAUUCGACUAUAAGGUUUGCGAUGCAUGUCGAGAUUCGGAUGGGAAGCACUCGUUGAUAACCAGAACCGAAGCCAAGCAGGAAUAUUUGCUGAAGGAUUGCGAUUUGGAUAAACGGGAACCGAUGCUGAAGUAUGUCAGUAGGAAGAACCCACACAACGUCCGUUGGGGAGAGAUGAAGCUGUAUCUGCAUAUUCAGGUGGAGGAGCGGGCGUUGGAAGUUUGGGGAUCGGAGGAAAAUUUAAUCAAGGAAAAGGAGCUGAGAGAGGAGAAACGAGAGGUUACCAAGGUAAAGAAGUACAACAAACGCCUGAAGGAACUAAGAAUGGACGUUCGGAGUAGUUUGUACGAUAAGACGUCGCAGGCUCACCAGCAUACUUGGGGCGACAGCGAAGUGUACAACGAUGAUGAGGAUUCCUAUACGAGGACUUGUGAAACAUGCGGUCAUAAGGAGACGUAUGAGAAAAUGUAACCUUUGCUUGACAGUGAAACGUUAUAAGAAGCUGCUGGAGUUCGGUAGUACUCAAGUGUUCCUUUUUAUCCCUGUAUUCGAAUAUAGUACACAAAUAGAAUCUAUCAUUAAACCGUAA